Messenger RNA from Pieris napi, 2492 nucleotides. RefSeq lists its product as uncharacterized. The record is from RefSeq and is a predicted model, not a curated record. The coding region runs from base 280 to 2010 and encodes 576 amino acids. The transcript has 12 exons. NCBI's taxonomy places the organism in Eukaryota, Metazoa, Arthropoda, Insecta, Lepidoptera, Pieridae.
CAGGUGCGUCCCAGACGCUCCGGCGCGCCAGUCUUUCGCGGCCGUUGCUCUGACCACACGUCGCGUUCUCUCGAACACAUACCGACACGUGCGUGGCGCAUCCCUAUACCGUUCUAUUUUCAAUACGCACCCUGUGUUGUGUGUGGCGUUUGGAAUUUCACUUCUUGCCUAUUGAUUUUCUAGCGCGCAAAAAGUGUUGUGUGGGCGCGAGGAUAUGCGUAGUAAUAGGACGGGUGAGCACAGGUGACAUUUGUGUUUAAUGCCAGUGCCGUGUUCAUAAUGUUUGUUUGGAAAGCGAACACGACCCGCCGGAAGUGCGGUAGCUGGUCUAGAAUGGUGACAAAAGUUGGAACACAAAUAUCAAGGACGACGACUGUGUGUCUCGUUCUAGCAUUAAUCAGUACUAAAGCUCGCGCUGGCGAGCUCUGGCCUACGGAGCGACCGGAUGGCAUGCCUGUGAUACAAUCGCUGGAGGUGAUGUGUGGAAAGGAUCACAUGGACGUACACCUGACAUUCUCACAUCCAUUCGAGGGCAUUGUCUCAUCAAAAGGUCAACACGGUGAUCCUCGAUGUGUCUACGUGCCGCCAUCCACAGGUCAAACCUACUUCUCAUUUAGAAUCGCCUAUGCCAAGUGCGGCACCAAACCUGACCUACAUGGCCAGUUCUACGAAAAUACAGUAGUGGUUCAGUAUGACAAAGACCUGCUAGAAGUGUGGGAUGAGGCCAAGAGGUUGCGCUGUGAAUGGUUCAACGACUAUGAGAAGACUGCUUCGAAACCUCCUAUGGUGAUAGCUGACUUGGAUGUUGUGCAGUUAGAUUUCAGAGGUGACAACGUGGACUGUUGGAUGGAAAUACAAGCUGGUAAAGGACCUUGGGCCGCUCCAGUUUCUGGAAUAGUGCCGCUGGGUUCCACGCUUACUCUCGUGGUGGCCAUUAACGACUAUCGAGGCGAAUUCGAUAUGCGAGUCAAAUCUUGCGCAGCGUCUGAUGGCUCCGGGCAUAUUAUACAGCUGUCAGAUGAAUACGGCUGUGUGCUGCGACCUAAAAUGAUAUCCAGGUUCCUCAAAGCCAAAGCAGUUGAUGAACGGGCCACAGUGAUCACAUAUGCCUUCUUCCACGCAUUCAAGUUUCCCGAUGCACUAAGUGUCCAUAUACGGUGCAAAGUUGAGAUCUGUCGACACGGCUGCCUAGACCACUGUCAGCUGGCUGGCAUAGCACCGGGACCUCAUGAUGCAUUGGAUAGAAAAGAUGAGAGGUCACAACAGGAACGCAAUGACAUUGGUGAUAUAUUAUCGGAAGACACAGAUUUGAGUCUCGCGGAAGAUCACCAACGUCUCCCGUUAGAGGAGGCGUUCGGUGACGAAGUGUCAGGUGACGCGGUGCCUGCGCCUGCGCCGUUGCCACAGCGUGCACCUGCGUCCUUGCCACAGCGUGCGCCUGCGCCGGUCAUUGAAGAAGAAUCCGACCAUCGGUCUGCUGUUGAGGAGCUCGUUGAGGCGCUUGCUAGGCCCUUCACUGACCGUCCCUCCGACUUAACCGAACGUGAACGCUUCCCCCACGGCCCAAGAAACUUCGGUGAUCUUAAACACGAAGCCGUAGUUCCAGCACAAAAGCCAGGUCCAGCUGUUGCCGGUCCCAGGUCUUUGAGGAAACGCAGAACAGUCCGUGACGCACGGUCAGCUGACGUUGGUGUCUCUGGGCUUUAUGAUGUUGUCUCUGAAGCUGACCUGCAAUUUGGUCCUACGAGAGAACCCGUUACGGUAUUCAGUGGCAGGAUAAGGGAGGAGGUGGUUUACGGAAUAUGUAUGGGCGCAGUGAGUUUCGGAGCCCUCUUCGCUUCAGCGGCAGGCGCAGCCGCUGGAGCUGCACUGGCCGCUGCAGUUCUCUUGCAUAAGUUGCGCGCGCGCAUGGCUGCUCAAACGCCGAUAUCACCAGCUCCGGCAUCGCACUCCCUCGCUGCCUGGAUGGCUUUACGAUUACUAGGAACACCGCACUCACGUGAAGGAUGAUCAUUAGUUAGUGUUUAAUGAAAUUAAUUAUCCCAAAAAUAUUGUAAAAUUUGUAUUUCUGACAAGUGACAGUUGAUAUUUUCUUUGAAUUUGUGAGGUCUUUAAGGCACUAGCGUAUCAUUGGCCUUAUUUAUAAUUAAUGAAUAUUGUCAGUAAUGAAAAGCGUAAUCGUUUCGUUACUGUGGUUUUUUUAAACUAUAUCUCGAAAACUUUAAAACUAAGAAAACUAACCGUAACAUAUUGGAAAUCAAUACCUAAUAAAUAUCAUAAACUAACAUUUUUAUCACAUUUGUAAACAUGAAUAGUUUAUAUAUAAGUUUUUGUUGUGAUACGUCGGAACAUAUAAUUUCAUUCAUAGCUCACUUUAUAACCUCUCCUUUUAAUUAUUUCACCAAAACUGUCGUGUUCAAAAAAUGCUGCAGAAAAAACUUUCUCGAUUGAUUUUAUUUUACCAGCGCCAAUUAAUGUUCAUAAAAUCCAAU